AUGUUUCGUCAAAUUCUCGUACAUCCUGAGGAUCGGAGAUGGCAGAAUAUCCUUUGGCGUUCCAACAGGUCCGAAUCCAUACAAGAGUGUCGAUUGUCGACGGUGACUUAUGGUACUUCUCCUGCUCCAUUUUUAGCGAUUCGUACCUUGUUGCAGUUGGCUGAGGAGGGUAAAUCAACGCAUCCUGAGGCGGCUGCUAUUCUUCGGUCACAGGUGUAUGUGGAUGAUAUUUUUGCGGGUGCUGAUACUUUGGGGGAGGCAACUCUUCGGCGUGAUCAGUUGGUUUCGUUGUUGGCUGGUGCUGGUAUGCAGCUCGGUAAAUGGGCGUCGAAUACAGUUGAAUUAUUGGAAGGAAUCGAGGGCUUGUCAGAAGGGAAGGUUUCUGUAGAUAUCGAUGAGAUUGUUUCAGCUUUAGGAUUGAAGUGGAGUCCAAAUGAAGAUGAAUUACGUUUUAAGAUUGAUCUUCCUACACUUUCUGUUAAGAUCACGAAAAGGCUUGUUUUAUCGGAGACUGCACGUUUAUUCGAUCCUCUUGGUUUCUUAGCUCCUAUAAUUGUCGUGCCAAAAAUAUUAAUGCAAGAUAUGUGGAUUGAAAAAUCAGAUUGGGAUGUAGCUCUUCUAGCUGACUUAGAGAGGCGUUGGUUGGCAUUUCGUGAUUCAUUGAAUCAGUUAAGUGAGAUUAGGAUUGUUCGUGCAGUGGGAGUCAUAUCGACUAAAAACUGGAGUCUCCAUGGGUUUUGCGAUGCCUCUAAAAGGGCAUACGCUGCCGCAGUUUAUUGUGUAACUUCUGAUGGAAAAUCUACUUUGUUGAUGGCUAAGUCCAAGGUGGCUCCAGUUAAGACUCAGUCGCUUUCGCGGUUGGAGCUCUGUGGGGCUGUUCUCCUUGCUCGUUUGACAGAUUUUAUUAUUGGGCAGCUUAAAACGAAGCCAAAAAGUAUUUCUUUUUGGAGCGACUCCCAGGUUGUGUUGGACUGGUUGAAGAGUCAUCCGUCGCGCUGGCCUGUUUUUGUUGCCAAUCGUGUUAGUAAGGUAUUAGCUCGUUUUCCUCGUGUCACAUGGAGUCACGUGAGGUCUGCCGAUAAUCCUGCGGAUAUUGCUACUCGAGGAGUUACACCAUCGCGACUAGCUCUCAGUGAAUUAUGGUGGCAUGGGCCUGCGUGGCAGGGUGAUGAGAUUCCUCCAUCUCUGUCGGUGGCAUCCAUAGAGGGUUCCCAGGCCGUGGCAUCUCUUGUGGCUAACGAAGUAGAGGAGAGUUCGGGUAAAGUAGAAUCUGAAGCACUUACUCGGUUGAGGCAAAUAUCAAAGUAUUCUAAGAUUUUGAGAGUGCUAGUGGUUAUAUUUCGGUGGCGACUUGGACUGCGAGUAUCGAGUGCAAAUAGAAAGCGCUCGAUACCAAUGAUCUCGCGUUUGUUGCACUUGGCGCCCUUUAUUGAUAAAGACGAAGUGCUGAGGGUUGGUGGAAGGCUUCAAAAUUCUGUAUUGACUUUUAAAGAAAAACAUCCUGUUAUAUUGCCGGCUGAUGAGCCGUUGGUUCGACGCUUAGUUGAGUAUUCUCAUUCUAUUACCAUGCACGGUGGAGUUGCGCUCAUGCGAAGUUAUCUAGAUCGUUUUUGUUGGAUUGUCCAUGUGGUAAGAGUCAAGACGGCGGCUUCAGAAUUCAAGCGACCAGUCAUUAAAUUGAUAAAGUUGCCGGUUGAUCAGGAAUUAGGGGUCGCGAUUGCUCAAAUAAAUGGGAGUGCAACAUCGUUCGAAGAUUUGCAAAAUUUUAGAGGAAUUCUGUAUAAUAACAAUAAAGACACAGCAAUUAACAUGGGAUUAAUAGAACACGACAUCCAAAUUUUUAAAAUUUUUGAUAAAGCCUUACAGAUGGUCCAGGAGGUUCUAGUAAAACGUUUCUGUAUAAAACCAUAA
Molecule: messenger RNA, 1911 nt
Organism: Copidosoma floridanum
Lineage: Eukaryota; Metazoa; Arthropoda; Insecta; Hymenoptera; Encyrtidae
Source: RefSeq, a predicted model, not a curated record